UUUCGAUGCUUGUUUGCUUGCACAACAAGAUACCCGUAUCUGUUGCAAGAGGCAACCAAGAGGCAAGAGUGCCUGAGGACAUGAGACAAGAAAGAUAGCUACGGCAUCAGAAUUCAAAGAAUGGACCCACCUGUCUCGUAUCACCGUUCUGUUCGCGGCAACUACUGCAAAGAAGAAGAAGAAGAUGUUUUUCCGAAGCGCAAUGGCGUCAAGAGCUCUGGCAACCUCCAUCCGGACAAGUUUCGCAGUCUCUUGAUUAUAAUGGUAGUCUUGCUAGUGGUGGUCUAUGUUGUGAAAGUACCAGUAGUCCCCACAUGUCCAGACUUACGAACCAUUGAUGUCUACAAGAAUUCUUCCAGUGAAGAUUCUGUCAAGGAUGCUGUCAAUAAGGAAAGCAUCGCAGCGUCUGAAAGUUCCCUGCCAACAAACGAGGACAGUUCCCUGCCACUACAGAAAAAGCUUGCCGUUGGCAACCAACAACCACAACACGUGGCUUCCUGCACAUGGGCUCCCUCCAAGACAGACCCAUUCAACAAGCAAGGCGCAGCCUAUCGUGAUUCGACUUGUACCAAAUUGUUGCAAGAACGGAUUCGAGCGUCCAGCGUUGAUUAUGAUCCAGCUACUAGUACCACUACUACUACACCCCGCCGCUGGAUACUGAUUGGAGGCUCCACCAUGGGGAAUCUCUUUUUGCGAUCCACAACACUCAAGAAAAAGCUCUCGACGGCCAAACAAAUACAAGCCCAUUAUUAUUGUCCAUCCGUCCUAAUGUGCCAUAAUCGAACGCAUCAACGGUGUCAUUUGAACCAAGCGUACAUGUACCCACCACUUCACUCCGACCAGUGGAACCCUCCCAAUUAUACAUUAGGGGAAGGUCCUAUAUGGGCCCGAAAUCAUCCCAAUUGUCAAGAUGUCAGUCGAAUCUUUUCCGAGUUUGUCUUGUGUCAGCGACGACAGUACGUGCCAACCUCACAAUGCAAUAAUAACAAUAACAACAAUAACAAUCUGCUUUGGACGCAGAACGAGAACAACAAACAACUAUUAUAUUAUGGAGGUUUUUUCUCGAUUGAUUUUGCACGAGAUGUGGAAGUUCAGACGCACAAGUACGGGACAUCCCAAGAGAAUUUGGUGGCCUUUUUGCAAGACCAUUACAUGGCCGAUCCAUGGAUCAGGGAAACGUUUGGAGGCCCUCCCGUUUGUAUUAUCUCGUUGGGUUCUCAUGACAUGGGCAUUCCCAACAUUGCGUUGAAAACGUUUCUGGUCAAUGCCGAAUGGUUCUUGUCUCUGCUUUUGAUUCCUGGGUUUCUGGAUGACAAACAAAAGAAGGCUGACACUGCAUUGGACAACAAAACAUUAUUUCCGGUCUGCUCUCAUGUCAUUUUGCUGCACAAUACGGCACCACUCCAGAAAAAUGAUACAUCUAAUUCAUUGUAUCAUUCCAAGAAUACAGUCGAACGAACGCGAGCGUGGAAUCGAGCGACAGAAGAUUUGGUGCAGAACAGCAAAAUCCUACCCAAGCAUCGAAUGACGAUUGUGGAUGUGUUUGCGGCGUCCAAACGAUACCCACAUCGGGACAAUAUGCACCUAAAGAGCUCUUGGUACAAUGCUCUGGGAGCGUUCUUUGCUCAGGUAAUGGAUACAGUGACUGCUGCUGUUUGAAUGGCCAAGGAGAAACCACCGUAGUACCGAGAAUUCUCGGAACGACCGGGCAACACGUGGUCGUCUUGGCUAUGAUCAACGUUGUCGUCAGCAUCAUGUUGAUUUACGGGGGUUGUUUUCUGGGUCUGCCAGGCCAGAUCAAGUAUGUGGGAAAGGAAAGGACCAACAAUCGCUAAUCUCACUCGAAAGAAGAGAUGCGGUAGACGACGUGAGCCUAGCCUAUUCGAAAGUGAGGACUGUUUCAAAUGACUUGGUUUCAGCACCCAGAACUGUUUUCAUAGCUUGAGCGUGCCGGUACGGUUUGCGGUGCGUGGUGGGAUCGAACCGAUCCGUACGGUACCGUGCAUGUACCGCUACAACCUAACCUUUAGAACUGAGCGAGAGCAAUGCAACGAUCUGGACUGGCAGGGCAAAGUCACGAUGACCGUAAUGAUCGCGUCGAUGCACGUCGUCAAAGUUGGGAUUCUGCGUAGGGUGGAUAGAGGUGACUCAUGGACGGACGGCUGAUGCGGCGAUCUUGGCCAAGAGCCAAAAGCCGUUCAACCAUUGCAGGGCACAAGCUUCAAUUUCGUCUCGCAUCCUUCUUUCCGCGUACGAUGGUUUUACUCGUAGCAUUAGCGAGCACCACGAUCUGUCUGCGUUGCUAGAUAGUUGCUUCUAGCUCCGGCACUGCAUGAGGCAUCCAAGCAACGAGUGUGCAAUCCAAUCAUGAUGGCAGUGAAACUUAGCCGAACUACAUCGCCGGCUGGAUGGCAAAUAUGGAUUCUUGUAGAAGCUACCGUUGGAACUUGGCUCUUCGGCCACUGGAAUGUGCCUGAUCCUCUCCUGGUAGUGAAGGAUAACCAAUCGGAGGAUAGGGCAAACACUAGGCAGCUAGACUAGCUAGCUAGUAGGGCAUGCUGUGACCCAAUCUGAUCUUGGAUCCAGAAGUAGAAAGAUUUAGAUCCUUUGGUCGUAGC
Molecule: messenger RNA, 2618 nt
Organism: Seminavis robusta
Lineage: Eukaryota; Bacillariophyta; Bacillariophyceae; Naviculales; Naviculaceae
Source: the annotation of a GenBank genome assembly